Messenger RNA from Acanthisitta chloris (rifleman), 2591 nucleotides. RefSeq names its product nesprin-2-like. The record is from RefSeq and is a predicted model, not a curated record. NCBI's taxonomy places the organism in Eukaryota, Metazoa, Chordata, Aves, Passeriformes, Acanthisittidae. Bases 48 to 2591 code for a protein of 847 amino acids. Gene Ontology annotation, cellular component: membrane. Gene Ontology annotation, molecular function: protein binding. The transcript is spliced from 16 exons.
AGAAACUGAAGGAAACAUUUGCUUUUAUACAACUGUUGGACAAAAACAUGAGUAACCUUCGCACCUGGUUGGCCCGGAUUGAGUCUGAGCUUUCCAAGCCUGUUGUUUAUGACAUCUGUGAUGACCAAGAAAUCCAGAAGAGACUGGCAGAACAGCAGGACCUGCAGCGCGACAUAGAGCAGCACACGGCAGGGGUGGAGUCUGUCUUCAACAUCUGUGACGUCUUGCUGCACGAUUCAGAUGCGUGUGCUAACGAGACAGAGUGUGACUCCAUCCAGCAGACCACCAGGAGCUUGGACAGACGGUGGAGAAACAUUUGCGCCAUGUCUAUGGAAAGGCGAAUGAAAAUCGAGGAAACCUGGCGUCUGUGGCAGAGGUUUUUGGAUGAUUAUUCUCGCUUUGAAGAUUGGCUAAAAGCAUCUGAAAUGAUAGCAGCUAGGCCUAAUUCUUCAGAGGUUUUGUACACACAUGCAAAAGAGGAGCUGAAGAAAUUCGAGGCAUUCCAGCGGCAAAUCCACGAGCGCCUGACACAGCUGGAGCUGAUCAACAAGCAGUACAGACGCCUGGCCCGCGAGAACCGCACCGACUCCGCCAGCAAGCUGAAGCAGAUGGUGCACGAAGGUAACCAGCGCUGGGAUAACCUCCAGAAACGAGUUGCUUCCAUUCUGAGGAGACUCAAGCACUUCACCAGUCGGAGAGAUGAGUUUGAGGGGACAAGGGAGAGCAUCCUUGUCUGGCUCACAGAAAUGGACCUGCAGCUAACAAACGUGGAGCACUUCUCAAAGAGUAACUUUGAUGACAAAAUGCGCCAGUUAAAUGGUUUCCAGCAGGAAAUAACACUGAACACCAAUAGGAUUGAUCAGCUAAUCGUUUUUGGGGAGCAGCUGAUACAGAAGAGUGAGCCUUUGGAUGCUACCCUGAUUGAAGAUGAACUGGAGGACCUUCAUCGAUACUGUCAGGAGGUGUUCGGGCGAGUUGCUCGGUUCCAUCAAAGACUGACUUCAAGGGAUCCUGGAUUGGAUGAUGAAAAAGAUAACUCUGAAAAUGAGACAGAUCAAGAAGACUCCAGAGAAAUCCAGAAUGAUCCCUGGCAUAAGAAGGCCAUCAACGAGGGGCCCUCAUCAACACAGUCCCUUUGCCAGCUUAUGCCUCCUAGUCAAGGUCAUGAGAGAUCAGGCUGUGAAACUCCUGUCAGUGUUGAUUCCAUCCCACUCGAGUGGGAUCACACAGGUGACGUGGGAGGUUCUUCCUCUCAUGAAGAUGAUGAAGAAGCAACAUACUACAGUGCCCUGUCAGAUGUAGAAAUCACUGAAAAUCCUGAGGCAUAUCUUAAAAUGACCACAAAAACUUUGAAAGCAUCUUCUGGAAAGGCUGUUUCAGAAGCUCAUCCUUGGCAUUCUCCAGGUAGCCCAGUCUGCAGGAAACACAGAUACAAUCAGGCAGAGAUGGCUGGAAAUGUGUUGUCUGGUCCAGAGACAAGUACCCCCUAUAAACCAGACUAUGUGAAGCAGCUCAGCUCUGCUAGCAGCAGCAGCAGCAGCAAGGAGAAAAUUCCCUCUGCUAACAUGAGCGAUGAAGAACCCCAAGAUGAUCAAGAGCUCGUGAAUAUAGCAGUGGCAGAGAAGCAGUCAGGCAUUAUUGAUAGGUGGGAGCUCAUCCAAGCUCAAGACCUCAGAAAUAAACUUAGGAUGAAACAGAAAUUGCAGCAGUGGCAGCAGCUGGACUCAGAUCUCAGUGACAUCUCUGCUUGGCUUGAUAAAACUGAGGAAGAGCUGGAAGAGCUGCAGAAAGUGAAAAUUCCAACCAGCAUGCAGGCAUUGGAACAAAGAGCCAAGAAACUGAAAGACAUGCUUAAAGCAUUUGAUAACUACAAAGCAGUGUUGCUUUCUGCUAACCUGAGCAGCAAAGAAUUCCAGAAAGCAGAUAGCACGGAGUUCAAGGAGCUUCAGAACAGGCUUCGGAAGGUGAACCUGCACUGGGAGAAAGUGUCUCAUGCACUGGACAGCUGGAGGAAAGGUUUACAGCAAGCCUUACUGCAUUGCCAGGACUUCCAUGAUCAGAGCCAAAAACUUAUACUGUGGUUAGCAAGUGCUGAAAGCCGAAGGAAUGCAGCACAAAUCACAGACCCAAAUGUUGACCUCAAUACAAUACUGGAACGUCAAAAGGAGCUAAUGCAACUGGAGAAAGAGCUGCUGGAGCAACAGCUUAAUGUGAACUCCCUUCAAGAACUCACUUCUUACCUGCUGCUUAAAUCAGAUGGUGAUUACAUUGAAGAGGAAGAGAAAGUCCAUGUAAUUGGAACAAAACUGAAACAGCUUAUUGAACAGGUCUCUCAUGACUUAAAAACAAUACAAGGGAAUCUGGAUACCAAAACAUUUCUGCUAGUUCCAGAUGACUUGGAUUCGGGAGUCUGUGAUCCAGAAGCAGAGAAAUCCAGUCCUGCUGCAAAGAAGUUGUUCUUCCUGCUGCUUUUACUUCUGGCUUGCAUGAUUCCAUCUUCUGAGGAGGACUACAGCUGCACCCAGGCAAACAACUUCGCCCGUUCUUUCUACCCCAUGCUGCGCUACACCAACGGGCCCCCUCCGACCUGA